AUGGAGAGAUACAUUACACAGAGAAAGUGAGAGAUUAAAUGACAGAUUACACAAAUAAGGACAGAAAAGAGAGAGAGAGAGAGAAAAAAAUAACAUUUAUAUUACACAGAUAGGGAAAGCGAGACAGAGUGAAAAAGAGAGAUAAACAAUAAAGACAGAUUACACAAAUAAAGGUAGAAAAAGAAAAAAUGAGAUGAAGAGAUAGAUUACACAGAUAGAAAGAGUGAGACAGAUAGAUAUAGAAAGACAGAUAGACAGAAAGAGAGACAUAUAACCCUAAAUGAUAGAAAAAGAGAGAAAUAAGAAAGCGAAAAAGACAGAGAGGACAGAGAGACAAAUAAAAAUAGAAAAAGAGAAGGAGAUGGAGAGAUAGAUUACACAGAUAGAGAAAGUGAGACAGAAAGUCAAAGAGAGAGAGAGACAGAAAAAGAGAGAGGGAAAGAGAGACAGAUUAAACAAACAAAUAAAGAAAAAGAGAGAACAGGAAAGAGAAAUAGAUAACACAAAUAGAGAAAGCGAGACAAAUAAAGAAAGAAAAUGAAAGAGAAAUAGGUUACACAAAAAGAGAAAGCGAGACAGAUAGAGAGAGAGAGACAGAUAGAGAGAGUGAAGUAGAGAGACAAAGUGAGAAAGACAGAUUUAGAGAGAGAGAGAGACAGACAAAUAGAGAGAGAGGGAGGGAAGGAGGGAGGGAGCCGCUGAUGUGCGACCCAGUUCCAGCACACUCAGCCCCGCCGCCUCUCUCCAGCCCGGCCGCCGCCGCUGCUCGCUGGUCGCUGCGGGAGAGCGACGCUCCUUUCCCGGCUGCCGGACGAGCCUUUUCCCGCUGGAGGGAAACAGCGAGAGAAGCAGGCAGCGGAGCGGAGAUGUGUCCUCCAGAGGACGGAGUAUGGUCGCCAGAGCCCCUUUAACCGCCCGGCCAGAGUCAGAACCGUCGUUUAGAUUUAUUUAUCGAGCUUAUAUUUUGUCGUUUUAACGGAAUUUAUAACGUUAAUGUAGUUAAAAGUGUAUAAAACAGGCUGGUCGUGCUCGGCGUCUUCGGUGGGAAUUUAAACCGGGAUCAUGUGGACACCGACGGAGGAUGAGAAGCUCGGAGUGGUGAUCUGCAGCUUCCGGGGCUCCGUGUCUCACGGUCUGACGCUGGAGAUCGGAGAGACGGUUCAGAUCCUGGAGAAAUUCGAGGGAUGGUUCCGAGGAUUCUCCAUCAAAAAACCCACUGUAAAGGGGAUUUUUCCAGCCAGCUACGUUUACCUGAGGAAGGCCGUGGUCACCAACAGAGGGCAGUAUGAGACGGUGGUUCCCCUGGAAGACUCUGUUGUGACGGAGGUCACCUCCACCCUGCAGGAGUGGGCGGUGCUCUGGAAGCAGCUGUAUGUGAAGCAUAAAGUGGAUCUCUUCUAUAAGCUGCGUCACGUGAUGAACGAGCUGAUCGAUCUGAGACGGCAGAUGCUAUCUGGUCACCUGACCCAGGAUCAGAUCCGCGAGGUCAAACGUCACGUCACCGUACGGCUCGACUGGGGAAAUGAACACUUAGGGCUGGACCUGGUCCCCAGGAAAGACUUUGAGAUGGUGGACGCCGACCAGAUCAGCGUCUCAGACCUCUACAAAAUGCACCUGUCCAGCAGACACAGCGUCCAGCAAAGCACAACCCAGGGGGACAGCAUGCGGCAGCGUCACGGCGAGGCCUGCCGGAUACCUGUACCUCACCAUCUAUUCGUCAAUCUCAAGAGCUUCACCUACAACACCAUCGGAGAAGACACGGACAUCUUCUUUUCCCUUUACGACCUCAGAGAGGGCAAACAUAUCAGUGAGAAGUUCAUGGUGAGGCUCAACAAAAACGGAGGCCCGAAGAACCCGGAGAAGGUCGACAGACUCUGCGCCUUGUUUACGGAUCUAAGCAAUAAGGACAUGAAGAGAGACCUGUACAUUGUUGCUCAGGUCAUCAGGACAGGGAGGAUGCUGCUGAACGACUCGAAGAAAGGUCCUCCUCACGUACACUACAGACGACCCUACGGCUGCGCUGUGCUCGCCAUGAGCGACGUGCUGCAGACCAUCUCUGAACUCAAGGAGGAGAAAGACUUCGUGCUCAAAGUUUACACAUGCAACAACGAGAACGAGUGGUACCAGAUCCAUGAAAACAUCAUACGCAAGUCCAGCACCAAAUACACCGCUCCCAGCACCAACUAUGGUCUGAUCAUCUCCCUGCAGCUGCUGAGAGGAGAGAUGGAUCAGGUUCGGCGGGAGAACCCCAUGAUCUUCAACCGCAGCGUCGCCAUCACCCGCAAACUGGGCUUUCCUGAUGUCAUCAUGCCAGGCGACAUCCGCAACGACCUGUAUCUCACCUUGGAGCGAGGCGACUUCGAGAGAGGAGGGAAGAGUGUGCAGAAGAACAUCGAGAUCACUGUGUACGUGCUCUACGCUGACGGAGAGAUCCUUAAAGACUGCAUCAGCCUGGGGUCAGGAGAGCCUCAUAUCACUGAGCAUCGCUCCUACGUCCUCUACCACAAUAACAGCCCUCGCUGGAGCGAAGUGAUCAAACUGCCCAUUCCCAUCGACCGCUUCCGAGGCUCUCACCUGCGCUUAGAGUUCAGACACUGCUCCACGAAAGAUAAAGGUGAGAAGAAGCUGUUUGGGUUUGCGUUCACUCCGCUGAUGAGAGAAGACGGAACAACGCUUUCCGACGAGAGUCACGAACUUUAUGUGUACAAGUGUGAUGAGAACACUACGUUCAGUAAUCAUGCGCUGUACCUGGGCCUGCCGUGCUGUAAAGACGACUAUAACGGCUGCCCCAACAUCCCGUCCAGCCUCAUCUUCCAGCGCAGCACCAAGGAAACCCUGUGGAUCUCCACCCAGCUCUCCUCCACCAAGCUGACCCAGAACGUCGACCUGCUGGCUCUGCUGAAGUGGAAAGCUCAUCCUGACCGGGUUAUGGACAUCCUGGGUCGAUUGCGGCACGUCAGCGGAGAGGAGAUUGUAAAAUUUCUUCAGGACAUUCUAGACACACUUUUCUCCAUCCUUGAUGACAAUACGGACAAAUACGGGCCGCUGGUAUUCCAGUCUUUGGUUUUUAUCAUCAACCUGCUCCGAGACAGCAAGUACUACCACUUCCGCCCAGUAAUGGACACUUACAUCCAGAAGCAUUUUGCUGGAGCCCUGGCCUACAAGGAGCUGAUACGAUGUCUGAAAUGGUACAUGGACCGAUCAGCAGAGGUGGUCCGACAAGACCACAUUCAGGAAGCAAUGAGGGCUCUGGAGUACCUGUUUAAGUUCAUCGUGCAGUCUCGGAUCCUGUACUCUCGCGCCACCUGUGGAAUGGAGGAGGACCAGUUUCGGACCAGCAUUCAGGAGCUCUUCCAGUCCAUCCGCUUCGUCCUGAGCCUGGACAGCCGUAACUCAGAGACGCUCAUCUUCACCCAGGGCCCUCAGCCUAAUCUCGGACAAGCCUCCACGGCCCCGGCCUCCUGUACGCAGCCGUUGAGCUGUACCGCUCCGCGGCCGUCCCCUCUAUCAGCUGCUCUGCUCAACUCCUUCCCGGCCAUCUUUGACGAGCUCCUGCAGAUGUUCACGGUGCAGGAGGUGGCGGAGUUUGUGAGGGGAACGUUGGGGAGCAUGCCCAGUACCGUCCACAUAGGCCAGUCCAUGGAUGUGGUGAAGCUGCAGUCCAUCGCUCGGACAGUAGACAGCAGGUUGUUCUCGUUUCCAGAGUCGAGGAGGAUACUUCUACCUGUCGUUCUGCACCACAUCCACCUUCACCUGCGGCAGCAGAAAGAGCUGCUCAUCUGCUCCGGCAUCCUCAGCAGCAUCUUCUCCAUCAUCAAAAGCAGCUCACUGGAGACCUCGGUGCAGGAGGAGGUGGAGAUGGUGGUGGAGAGCCUGCUGGACGUCCUGCUGCAGACGCUGCUGACCAUCAUGAGCAAGUCCCAGUCGCAGGAGGCGGUAAGAGGCCAGCGCUGCCCACAGUGCACGGCCGAGAUCACUGGCGAAUAUGUGUCCUGCCUCCUGUCUCUCCUGCGACAGAUGACCGACAUCCACUUCCAACAUCUGCUGGACAACUUCCAGAGCAAAGAGGAGCUAAAGGAGUUCCUGCUGAAGAUCUUCUGUGUGUUUCGUAACCUGAUGAAGCUCAGCAUCUUCCCACGGGACUGGAACGUGAUGCGGCUCCUGACCAGCAACAUCAUCGUGACCACGGUCCAGUAUCUCUCCCCAGCUCUGCACAAGAACUUCACUGAUGCUGACUUUGAUUUUAAGGUUUGGAACUCUUACUUCAGUCUGGCGGUUCUGUACAUCAACCAGCCCAGUCUACAGCUGGAGAGCAUAACCCCGGCCAAGAGGAAGAAGAUUCUCGACAAAUACGGCGACAUGAGAGUCAUGAUGGCGUACGAGCUCUUCAGCAUGUGGCAGAACCUCGGGGAGAAUAAGAUCCACUUCAUCCCAGGGAUGAUCGGACCCUUCCUGGGGGUGACGCUGGUUCCUCAGGGUGAGGUCCGAAACAUCAUGAUCCCCAUCUUUCAUGACAUGAUGGACUGGGAACAGCGCAAAAAUGGCAACUUUAAGCAGGUGGAGGCUGAACUCAUAGAUAAGCUGGACAGUUUAGUGUCUGAGGGCAAAGGAGACGAGAACUACAGAGAACUCUUUGGUUUGCUUACCCAGCUCUUUGGGCCGUACCCAAGUCUCCUGGAGAAGAUUGAGCAGGAGACGUGGAGGGAGACGGGCAUCUCUUUUGUCACCUCCGUCACUCGGCUGAUGGAGCGACUUCUGGACUACAGGGACUGUAUGAAAGGAGAUGAGACGGAAAACAAGAAGAUUGGCUGCACUGUCAACUUGCUUAACUUCUACAAGUCUGAGAUCAAUAAGGAGGAGAUGUACAUCCGCUACAUUCACAAGCUGUGUGAUAUGCACCUGCAGGCAGAGAACUACACAGAGGCUGCCUUCACGCUCCUCCUCUACUGGGAGCUGCUUCAGUGGGAGGAAAGACCCCUCCGGGAAUUCCUCCACUACCCUGCCCAGAGCGAGUGGCACCGCAAAGAGGGGCUCUGCCGCAAGGUCAUCCACUACUUCAACAAGGGCAAGUGCUGGGAGUAUGGUAUUCCUUUGUGUCGAGAGUUGGCCUUCCAGUAUGAAUCCUUAUAUGACUACCAAAGCCUGAGCUGGAUACGGAAAAUGGAAGCAGCGUACUACGACAACAUCAUGGAGCAGCAGAGACUGGAGCCCGAGUUCUUCAGGGUGGGCUUUUACGGUCGAAAAUUCCCUUUUUUCCUCAGGAAUAAGGAGUUUGUUUGCCGGGGGCACGACUAUGAGAGGCUUGAAGCUUUCCAGCAGAGAAUGCUGGGAGAAUUCCCGCAAGCUAUCGCCAUGCAGCAUCCCAAUCAACCGGAUGAAGCCAUUUUGCAGUGCGAUGCUCAGUACCUCCAGAUCUAUGCAGUAGCUGCAGUUCCAGAGAACGUGGACGUGCUUCAGAUGGACCGGGUUCCAGACCGUAUUAAAAGCUUUUACCGGGUCAACAACGUGCGGCGCUUCCGCUACGACCGGCCCUUCCACAAGGGCUCCAAAGACAAGGAGAACGAGUUUAAGAGUCUCUGGAUUGAGCGGACCACCCUCACCCUCACGCACCCCCUGCCUGGGAUCUCUCGCUGGUUUGAGGUGGAGAAGAGGGAGCUGGUUGAAGUCAGUCCGCUGGAGAACGCUAUCUCAGUGGUGGAGAACAAGAACCAGGAGCUGCGGACUUUAAUCAGUCAGUAUCAGCACAAGCAGCUGCACGGCAACAUCAACCUCCUCAGCAUGUGCCUCAACGGGGUCAUCGACGCCGCCGUCAACGGGGGCAUCGCCCGGUAUCAGGAGGCAUUCUUUGACAAAGAGUACAUUGGUACCCAUCCAGAGGACACAGAGAAGAUCACUCAGCUGAAGGACCUCAUGCAGGACCAGGUUCACAUCCUCGGUGUGGGACUGGCCGUCCACGAGAAGCUGGUGCAUCCUGAAAUGCGUCCCCUGCACAAGAAGCUGAUAGAUCAGUUCCAGAUGAUGAGGAGCAGCCUGUGCCAUUGUUUCUAUGUGGCCCUGCAGGGCCUGCCUGGACUGGAUAAGCUGAAUUCCACCAGCAGCCAACGAAGCAUCCUGACCUCCCACAGUCCUAUGAGCCCAGAGAGCAUCAAACUCCUGCACAGACACAGCCCGCUGAGUCUGUUGAGCUCCAUCCGCCACUCUUCUUCUUCCCUCUCCUCUCACACCUCCAGCGAGACCGGGAACCUCCUCAUCCUCACUGAUGGAAUGCUGCUGGAGCAUCCCGAGGACCUCUACCGCAUGCAGCCCAGUCCCUCAACGUCCAGUCUGAGCUCCACACACUCGGCUCCAUCUCAGAUGAUCAACUCAGGCCCCAACAGCAUCCGAGUCGGCUCUCCAUCACUGCCUGAUAAAUACAGGCACAACCGUGAGAUGCUGAUGCUGCUGCCACCCCAUCGAGACCGACCCAGCAGUGCCAUGUACCCGAACGUGACUGAAAAUGGACAGCCAACCAACGUCCAGAGGGCCUUAUUCCAUCAGGUGAUUGGUCCAUGCAAGCCUUGCAGUGACCCUAAUCUCUCUGUGGCGGAGAAAGUUCUGACCGCUCCCAGCAGCUGGAGUCUGGACAGUGGCACCAGAGACGCCUUUCCCUUCCUCUCCGCCCACGUGGGAAGUGUGAUGGCCCCCCCAGUUCCCCCCCGCAGUCUUCCUCCUGGACACUUCUCGAUGCACUUUGAUGCUUUCCACCACCAGAUCAGCGACCUCCCUCCAGCUCUCCCUGCGCGCUCCUUACGAAAGUCGCCCCUUCACCCUAUACCUGCCUCGCCCACCAGUCCACAGUCGGGCCUGGAUGGCAGUAACUCCACCCUGUCGGGCAGCGCCAGCAGCGGCGUCUCCUCCCUGAGCGAGAGCAACUUCGUCCAGUCCUCCUCCGAGCCGCCGGCGCGGGCAGACACCUUGGACUCUAUGCCCAGCAGCCAGGCCUGGACCACGGACACAGACGAGGCGGAGACUCCCUACCUGCCCGUGCGCUACAGCGUCUCCGAGCCUGAGGUGCUGGACAAUCUGAAGCCGGCCCCCUGCCGCAGCCACUCCGCUCCGGUGGGCGUCACGCCGGUGCUUCCGCCGGACGGCCACCACCACCACCCCCACGCCAUCCACAUCACCCACCCCCAUUACCACCACCACGAGCCGCCCCCCGCACUUCCUCCAAAACCCUACCUGAGGGAAGGCUGCAUCCCCGAGGAGGACCUGAGGCCGGUGGUUCCAAGACCCAUGCCCCGCAAGAUCUCCCAGCCUCUGCUCACCAACAAGGAGGAACAGGCCAAGGUGGCCUGGGAGCAUGGCAUCAGUGAGGAGUGAGGAGGUCUUCUAGAUGUGCAGCAGGUCUGAUUGAUGAGUGAAGGUGAAAAGAAGCCCAAGUGAAUAUGGAGUUCAAAAUUUCAAUUCUCAGUCAAUCUCAUGUCAUAUUACCUUCAACAAGGACUUUUCCUUUCCUUCUUAUGAGUUUUAUGAGUUUUGUUUCACGAGUGUUCACCAUGAUUCUACAAGUCUAAACACUGAUGGGAUCUUUAAAUUUUGAGUGGAGAGUAGAGAUGUGGUGGACGAGUCACUUAAGGUGUAUUAUCGUUAAUUAUUGGACGAUUUGAGUUAAAGAGGAGGACAAAAUAGGAUCUGUUUGGUUAUAAACACUCUGCCAGUUAAAAUAGUUCCAUUGCUGCUCUGUUUGUAGCUGUGCUGUUUGGCUUGUAAGAGCUGCACCAUUGCUAGGUUACUUGUACUGUAUGUGGCGGAGUAAUACGUGGAGAGCUUCGGUUAGUUACAGUGCAUUACCAGCUGAUAACAGCACUCAUAGAACACCUCUCAGCCAAUCACAUUGCAGGGUGGGAACUAACGGUGGUUUAAUUAGUAUUAAGGAUAUACUGUAUAAAGGUAUUUAGAUGCCAUCACCAUCAUCGGGGGUCACCAAUUAAACACCUACUAAUCAGUCUAGUAUUCUCGCCUUAUCCAUAUAAUUACUGCAUUUGGAGGUGCUACGUUGAUGGCUGUGUUUAGACUGCCAGCUCAAAUCUGGUCCAUUUUUUGACAUAUCUUGACUGGAUCCAGAUUAGUCUGGACAGUUCAUUUUUUGGGAAUCGAUUCCAAACCUCAUUUGCAAAUGAUUUCAAAAUUGACGAUUAAUUCCAAUCGAACUUAUAGGUUUGUGGUGUACAAACCUGGCAAAUCUGAUUCUUAUUGAUUGCUUAUAGUUGAAACUGAAACUGAAAUCAGUCAUGUUUAACAUACUUUCUACUGUGUUGUUUCCAAGCAUUGGAAACAAUGGCAACGUGAACAUUUUUGUUUGAGUAUAAAUAAAUAAAUACUAGAAGCAGAAGAACAGUUUUUGCUCCCCUACCAUUCCCCGGCCAUGUUUGUUUGUUCUAUCGGGCGUAGUUCCUUUGUUUGUGGAGAGUUUGCCCACAAAGUUCUGGUUGCACGACACUCCAAGCCAAGCCUCCACAAAAUAUCAGACUCAACGUUCUUUUGACUUUCUGACCAACUGUGCGUCAAAACAAACUGCAGUAUUUAUUUAUUUAUACGCUAACAAAAAUGUUCACGUUGCCAUUGUUUAAAAAAUUGAAUGGUGAUAAUUGUUUUCAAGUUUCCAUUCCAUUUAAAGAGUUUUUAGGGCAUUUAUUGACAUAAAUAAGUAUCAAUUAUGGGUUUGUUUGUGCAGAAACUACUGAUAUGAUACGAUUAUAUGAAAACGAAGGGUGAUACAAACUCAGCCUUUAGUUCCAAAGCGCCAAAAACGAACUCCCACCGUUACAUUGGGCUUGAUUACUGGUUUGGAUGAUUGGUUUGGAUGGUUUUAUAUUCAGAAGUGUCUCUUUACUGUAAUUGCAGACUGAUAGACUGUAAUUCUCUGUGUCGGUUAUAAAUGCUCAUUCAUUUUGCCACAACAUUUAUAGGGCUUUUUGGCGGAGAGCCUCCACUACAGAUGUCAGAACUGCUGUUCAUAUUUCCGGUAGAGUAGAUUUUCUAUUACCGUCAUUUCUCGCCAGUUUGGAGAGCCGAAUUAGGGAAUGCCACACACACACACAGCACUUGUGCUGAGCGGUGGCACACUGACUUGGCAGUAAGAGGCUUAUGUACUUUGCGAGAGCUUCAUUACACACACUUUAUUAUCGUACUUCAAAAGCAAAUCAGCCGACCACUCUGAGCUCUAUUAUCCAGUUACGCCAAUAACGCCCCCGCAGACAGAGAGCCGUAAUAUCAAAGCCAUUCACUCUGAUGUCUUCUACAGCAGCGCAGCUGCUUUCGGGCCCGGCAGGUUCCUUUUCUUAUUUGAUUUAUUUCCCGUUACGUUUGCGUUUCUUCUUUUUUUCGUAAAGGAAGAAUAUAUAUUUUUAGAUAGAGCAAAUGUAAAACUCCCUAACUUUAUCUAAUAAAACUGUACAGUAAAAAUAAUAAAACACGCGCUUAUAUAAUAAUAAUACGACGACGCUAAUAAUGAAAUGAGAGUUGAGCGAGGACCUUUGAAUAACGUGCACUGAUAUAUAAAUAUAUACACAGUAUAUGCAGGGGAUUUUUUUUUAAAAGACUUAUUUAGCUGCUGAAGGAGAAAUGUGUAAUUUGUGUAAUUGCUUCCUGAUGAUGGAUAAAUAUGAUGAAAUAUGAUGAUUAUUUUCGAAGACUGGAAACACGAUGUAUGAUAUAAUUUCAUAAGCUGAAUUUUUUGUACUGUACUGUGCAUGUUCUUUCUUGGUUACUGUGGGAAUUGGGAAGACGAACUGCAGUGACUUUAGAAGAAGAGAGUAAAGCCUGUGGAAGACGGGUUGGCACUUUUUACACUAUUGUGAGUGUUGUAAGAGUUGAGUGUAAUUUUUUUUAUUUUUACCAUGUCAAGGUACCCGGUUUUUAAGCACAUGAGUAUUCACAAAGUUCCCAAAGCUUCACAAUCUGGAUUUCAAGUUUUUGUUUUAUCUAAAGCAGCUUUCUUUUGCUUCAUUAGGUCAGGUUUCUUUUGUGGCAUAUUUUUAAUAGCCAUACAUAUUCAUUUGCACCAAAUUUGGGUGAAAAAAACACACAUUUUACAAUGGAUAAGCAGUCGGCUCUGGAGUUAGUGGUGCCUUCCUUGAAAAAUGGGCUAAAAUAAGUAGUAUUUUUUGGGAAUAUAAGGCACACCGGAUUUUAAGGCACACUAGAGGGGUGUCACAAUGCUAAUGCUGUUCCAGCAGUGCUAGCCAGGGUUAGCAGCAGGCUACAAUCGGAAAUACUCUCCUCUGAACCGCGAAAGAGCUAGCGUUAGCGUGGUUAGCAGCUAAUGCUAAUACUGCACCAGUCUCGGUGCUGGAGAACUUUACUGCUCCUUAAUACCUGACUGGUUGAAUUCAUUCAUAAGACACAGCGGAUUAUUAGGCACAUUGACGAUUUUGGGGAAAAUCACAUGAUUUUAAGUGCUCCUUAUAGUGCGAAAAAUACGAUAUGUAACAAAUAGUUUGCAAUAGGCAUUAAUCUCCAAUAAUAAUAUUUAACAAAGCCUCCCUUAUGUUGCUUCAUGUAAAGCAUAACAAAGCAGGAGAACAUAUGCUGAAACAGAUUUUGUGCAUACAUUUUGUAACCAGCAACCACCUAGCAACACCUUAGUAACCACUAAACAAGACAGCGCUACUGCCUAAAAUGCCAUAGCAACCACCGCAUGACAGUUGAUAUGGCAGUUAGUAUCUGCUAAGCGCCUAACCAAUGGAUGCUACUAACAUAUCAUUGCAGUCACUUGUUACUUUGCAGGAUCCAUCUAGUAAAGCACCUAGCAACAUCAUAGCAACCAACUGGAAUAUCAUAGCAACCACAUAGCAACAGCCUAGUCGGUAGGGGGAACCAUUUAAUCUGUGUCUAAAUGUUUGGCUCGACAAAGCUGGAGAAAACUUGCUAAGACAAAUUUAGGGCUUAAAUUUUGUAAGAAACACCAAACAAGACCAUAGUAACUGCCUAAAACACCAUAGCAACCACCUUGUGACAGAGUAGCAACCAGUAGCAUAGCAACCACACAGUAACAGCCACUAAUCUUCAGAAGAGUCCCAGAGCUCCAGAGUAAAUCUGGCUUUGCAAACAGUUUAUUAGGUAAGAACCUAGAAUUAAUAAAACUAAUGUUUUUUGGGGAUCUUUUAUGUGCAUUGAAAAUAUCAUAGUAUACCCCAGGAACCCUCUAGCAACAACCUACCAACCACUAAACAAGACCAUAGUAACUGCUUAAAAUACCAUAGGAUGCACCUAGCGACAUGGUAGCUUCCAUCUGGUAGGCACCUAGCAACCACAUAGAGCAACACCAUGGAAACAAACCUAAAGAUCACAGUAAACAGCUUACAUCAUCAUAAAAACUAAUCUUUAAAUAAUUAAAAAAUACUAUUAUUGCAAUGAUAAAACAGUGAGCAAAUAACAGUUUUUACCCCAAUUUUUCUGAAGGCUUCAGUAAUUCUAGGUCUGACUGUAUCUGUGGCCGCUUUUGUGGGCAAAUGGAAAAAGAGAUAAAAAUAUACCACUUUAACUGGUGCGAGAGUAUUAGAGAGUAUUAGGCUUGCAAUUUAAGCAAUACAGAGCAUUAAAGAUAAAUCUGAAUCCUUUUCCAAACUGCUCUACACUUACUGUGGAGGGAAAGCAAUUUUAGGUGACAUACUGGUUGUUUUUAAUAAGGUGUGGCCACAAUAUAAUAUAUUGACCAUGCACUAUAUAUGGCGAAAAGUAUUGGGACACAUAUGAUCUGUCUUUGCAUUUUACAGGCUGGAUGGAAUCAUCUGGUGCGCGUCACUUUAUCUAGAGGAUCUAUUUUGGAUUUGAAUAGUAAUUAUUUUUAUUGAUGUCUGGCAGAUAUCGGACGUAUAUGAUGGAGGAUGCACAUGAUGAUAUAUAAACUGUAUUUAUCUCACGUUAUACUUGAAGGAUGUCAGGAGGAGUUAGGCUGUGGUGUACUAUCUGUACUGUAAUAUAUAUAAAAUAUAUACAGUCAUAUCAGAGAAUUAAGAUCACCUCAUCUCCACCGAUUUUCAGAUUUGUCAGUUUUCGUAUCUUGUGUAAUCUGAUGGUAUAAUCCUUGCAAAAUGGAGAAAUUGGUUAAAAUAAAGGACAUUUUUAUUUUUUAGAUUUUUCCUAAAAUUCCAAUUGUGGUGCAGAGAUAAAAAAUAAAAUAAAAUUGGAAAAAUGGAUUAAACACUCAGAAAAAUAAAUGAAUAAACAUUACAGACUGUAGUUCUGUAGUAUGUUUCUCUGCAUACUUUAUUAUUAUUAUUAUUAUUAUUAUUAUUAUUAUUUGGGUGGUGGGUCAUUAUUCUCAGCACUGCAGUAAUUAGCAAUGAUUAGCCGGAGUCCUUAACAUCUUUGCAUCACUGCUGGGCUAAGAAUAGGCAACCACCAGUGCACUAUGGGUAGCAUCUUGAAAAAUGUAAUAUCUACAGCUCUGGAAAAAAUGAAGAGAUCACUUCAGUUUCUGAAUCAGUUUCUCUGAUUUUGCUAUUUAUAGGUUUAUGUUUGAUUAAAAUGAACAUUGUUGUUUUAUUCUAUAAACUACAGACAACAUUUCUCCCAAAUUCCAAAUAAAAAUAGUUAUUUACAACUAGAUUCUUAUCUUACACUGUUUUUUCUAUAAUUUCUGUUAAUUAUUGUUAUAAUUGAAAUGACAAAUUACUAUAUUAUGCUAUGAGAUAUGUUAGAUAUUUCCACUGUUGCUCUUUCUAUUUGUGUUGUAAGUGCUUAUUAAUUGUUUUAAAAGUAUUCACAGAUUAAUUUAUAACGAUUAAUAAACUAUAUACUACUUAUAAACCUUUUAUAAAAGAGCCUUAUUUUAAAGAGGUACCACUCAUUUUAGGAGUGCUUAUGCUCCCUAAAAAAGAGCUAGACACCCCCCUGUUUCUGUGACAAAUAGAGUGGAUCUCUUAAACACAGUGUUUAAGAACUCACUGUAGGGUCCUGAGUACUGAACAGGGUAAAAGGAGGAUAAUAAUAAUAAUAAUAAUAAUAAUAAUAAGUAUACAAAGAAUUAGAUACAGAACUACAGUCUGUAAUUAUUAUAGAAUUAUAAAGUGUUCUAUACAAUCAGUGGAGAUAAUAUACUGAAAUAUAAUGAAAAAUAAUACAGGUGACCUCAAUAUUCUGAUAGGACUGUUUGGAUGGUGCUGCAUUCAAAGGGAAUUAAUUGAACAAUUUCUAUUUCACGACCUGCUGUGGCAUUAAAAACUGUGUUUUAUCAUAUUCGUACGACAUAUCUGCAUUUUAUUUGUGUGUUUUAAAUUAGAACAGUGAGAAGGCUUAGUUAAUUUCAGGCCAAACGAUUGGCCAAGAAUUGGAAGUAUUUUUCAUUUCAUUUGAAAUGUCUACAGAAUGUAGAAAUAAGGCAGGAUUUUAUGGUGUUUCGAGCUAAAAUGUGCAUUAGCUUAGCUUAUCAAGCUAAUAUUAUACAUAACAGUGUUAAGGCGAGAUGUCGGUCUGGGUCGGCCAAAAUGUGAACAUCAAACGUGCAACUAAAAUACAACUAAAAGUAUUCAUAUUUAUUGUUUUAAACAUUUUUUUAUCAUUUUUUUUUUUAUUGACAUUUUGCUAACGUUUUUGCCUGUAAAUAUCGAGAACCUUGUUUAAAACCCAUGUUAGCUGUGAGCGUGCAUGUCUGCGUGACCUGUGUUGAGUUUUGUUUUAUUUUUAUUUCUUUUUAUCUUCACGUGUUUUUAGUUUUGUUUUACAACAUCAAAAAUUACAAAUAUUUACUCAGAAUUCAACCGCGACGACAAGAUAGAGAAGAUAACCGGAGUAGAUGUACAUAUUUUACCCCCUAACACACUCACUUUAGGCCGUAAUGCUUUUCGGUGGCCUUUAGCGUUUAAAUAAAAGGGGUUUAGACCUCAUAUUUUUCUCUGAAAUAAAUAAUAUGCAAUGGAUUAAAUGUUGAAAAAUGAACUAAUAAGAGUCCCUCUACCUGUAUUUUAGGCCACAGUUUAGAGAAAGGUGUCGUUAGAGAAAAAUUAAUGUUUAUAUAUUUACACACAACAAUGGCAAUAUAAUACGGACUGUAGGUACUUCUGAAAGUAGGAGUUUGAGUCGAAAGAUUCGAGUGAAAGCAAAGCCAAGCUUGCGUUGAGUUAUUUGUCUCUGUAAAUAAGAAAUCCCCUGUAGAACGAACGACACCCACUAAACCACUUUUGGAAGCAUUACAGUUCCUACGUCACCACGUCUGUCUUUCUGUAUAUAAUCCUUCCUUCACAGGCUGUGUAUUUAUACGGUUCGGAAGGGCGAAUCAUGUAUAGAUUGGGAAUUACUUGUCUGCCUUGUACUUUCUGAUGUAAAUGUGUUUUUAAAACUAAAACGAGAAACGAGUGACUCUCUUUCAGCGGCCUAAUCACCACAGUUAUUUUGUGUAUUUUGCAUUGAAAUCUGAAGAAGAACGACUUCUGUUUUACCAUUAAGAGAUGAUAAGGAAACCUUUGUACGAGUAUUCUCAAAGUAAUUUCUUUGUAUAUAUUGUGCUGGCAUGGACAAAAUGUGACGUGAACUUUAGAUGUAAAUACACAUUUUUUCCUAUAACUGCUGUGAUGUGGAAUUCAUUAAUAAUAAUGCCUAACAUUAAAGAUAAUGUUUUAUC
Messenger RNA from Astyanax mexicanus (Mexican tetra), 14602 nucleotides. It is a transcript of the gene dock3, whose product is annotated as dedicator of cytokinesis 3. Bases 1063 to 7359 code for a protein of 2098 amino acids. Gene Ontology annotation, cellular component: plasma membrane; cytoplasm. The transcript is spliced from 55 exons. Gene Ontology annotation, biological process: small GTPase-mediated signal transduction. Gene Ontology annotation, molecular function: small GTPase binding; guanyl-nucleotide exchange factor activity. The record is from RefSeq and is a predicted model, not a curated record. Lineage: Eukaryota; Metazoa; Chordata; Actinopteri; Characiformes; Acestrorhamphidae.